UAGGUCUUGUACUUUGAACCAUUCUAACGUUCAAGCAAAUUUCUAUGAAGAACGCGAUAGCUUGGGCUUCUUUGUACCAUCGCCUGUCACGCGCUCUCGUCUUCUUCAAAAGUCCUGCGAUAAAGCAACUUCCCACCUUGCAUGAGCCCUUUGGCGAAGAGAGAGAGAGAGAGAGAGAGAGAUAACAACAAUGAAGGUUCUAUCUUCUAUACUCUGCUUCUUCUUCCUGCUACCCAUAUCGAUCUACUGUCAGUCUCAGACUUCCCGGAACAUAACACUCGGCUCUGUUCUUUCUUCCCUCAACAGCCCUUCUGCCUGGACUUCUAGCUCGGGCGACUUCUCCUUUGGUUUCUCCACCGUUUCUGGCAGCCUCUAUGUGGGCAUCUGGUUCGAGAAGAUCCCGAGAAAGCCUCUGGUCUGGACAGCAAACAGAGAUAGUCCAGCCCCCAAUGGCUCAAGUAUAGAGUUCACAAGCAAUGGCAGGCUGAUACUAAAGGAUCCCAACAGCAUGGAGAUUCUGGAAAUUGCAAGGAGUGCCGAUGGAGGAGUCGCGUCGGCGGCCAUGCUUCACACAGGCAACUUCGUGCUCCAGAAUUCCGAUGGUUCUGAGUUCAAAUGGCAGAGUUUCGAUAAGCCCACAGGUUUUGAAAGCAGAACAGCAGUUGUUUUCUGUGUUCUCACCUACCAAUCUGUCUACGGGAAGGUUUUUCCUCAAGAUGCAGUCCGAUGGAAACCUGGUGAUCGAUAGGCUUAGGAAGCCAAUAGAGGAUAAUACCGUUGUCUAUUCAUCAGGCACAGCAGGAACAGGUGGUGGGAAAUUGGUAUUCAAUGACACAGGCAGCAUCUAUAUAUUGCUGCCAAAUAACAGUAUGGACGAUCUCACGCCUGCUCUUGUAAUUCCGUCGCCAGCGGAUGCCUUCUACCACAGAGCUACUUUAGACUAUGAUGGAGUUUUCCGGCAAUAUAGUUUUCCAAAGAGCAGCAGCAGUAGUUGGUCACAGUCCUGGAACAGGGUGUGGAGAACAUUCGAUGAUCCAUGCGAUGUUCCAAGCCUUUGUGGAGUCAACGGGUACUGUGCUUCCAGAGAUGAUCAGAAAUUCGAUUGUCUGUGCCCCACCAACUACUCUUACAUCAAUUCCAACUACCAAUUCAUGGGUUGCAAGCAGGAUUUCCCAGCGCUAGAGUGCCGGAGGUCGCCAGAUGAUUACCGAUUGGCGGCAUUGGAAGAUGUAGACUGGCCUACUGGAGACUAUGAACAGAUUGACUCCGUUGAUGAAGGAAAAUGCAGACAAGCAUGCCUUUCGGAUUGUCUAUGUGCUGUUGCCAUUUACAGGGCGCAAAGUUGCUGGAAGAAGAAGAUUCCCAUGCUUAAGGGAAAGUUGUCCCCAAGCGCAGGCUCCAAAGCCCUGAUCAAAGUGCCCAAAGAUAACGUUUCAUUCCUUUUCCCUCCUAUAGUAGACGACAUAGACAGGAGGGGCAAAGGCAGAGAAAAACCAUUACCUUCAUCUUUCGUUGGAUGGGUGUUGCUGGUCGCUUCAGUAAUUGUCAAUCUUCUGCUUGCUGCUGGUUUUGCCAUUUGCUGGCUGCAACAGAGAAGACCACAAAAAUUGGAAUCAAAUUCUGGGGCGCCGGAAAUGAACUUGAGGAGCUUUAGUUAUGAGGAAUUGAAAGAGGCUACGGGUUUUUUCAAGGAGAAGCUUGGGAGCGGAUCCUUCGGGAGUGUUUACAAGGGGACUCUAAACUCUGCGGCAGGGAAAUUAAUUGCUGUAAAACGGCUGGAUAAGCUGAUGGAAGAUGGGGACAAAGAAUUCAGAACAGAAGUGAGUGUGAUAGGAAGAACCCAUCACAAGAACCUUGUCCAGCUACUUGGCUUCUGUGAUGAAGGCCCAAACAAAUUAGUAGUCUAUGAAUACAUGGAGCAAGGAUCUCUAUCGAGCACCCUGUAUGAAAGCACUACAUUGAAUUGGAAGCAGAGAAUCCUGAUUGCAUCCGGCAUUGCCAGAGGCCUUCUGUAUCUCCACGAGGAAUGCGCCACACAAAUCAUACACUAUGACAUUAAGCCUGGAAACGUCCUUCUUGAUUGCAACUUCAUGCCGAAGAUCUAGGAUUUCGGAUUAGCUAAGUUAUUGAGACAUGAUC
Molecule: messenger RNA, 2139 nt
Organism: Nymphaea colorata (pocket water lily)
Lineage: Eukaryota; Viridiplantae; Streptophyta; Magnoliopsida; Nymphaeales; Nymphaeaceae
Product: G-type lectin S-receptor-like serine/threonine-protein kinase LECRK3
Exons: 1
Coding region: 540-2105 (521 amino acids)
Biological process (GO): recognition of pollen; protein phosphorylation
Molecular function (GO): protein kinase activity; ATP binding
Source: RefSeq, a predicted model, not a curated record